Messenger RNA from Adineta steineri, 1155 nucleotides. The record is from the annotation of a GenBank genome assembly. Lineage: Eukaryota; Metazoa; Rotifera; Eurotatoria; Adinetida; Adinetidae.
AUGUCAACAUAUGUUGUACCACCAUUUCAAAAUGUAUACAGAACAUUGAAAGAAAAUAUAUUUGAUAAAGUAUUAGCUAUUGAUUCAAAUUCAUUAACAACAGAUGAUAAUGCACUUACAUCAUUUGGAUCGAAUCUUUAUUGUGAAUUAGAAGCUUUAUCAAAAAAUCUUGAUGCUUCUGUAGCUGCCAGUAAUAAUGUUCGCGUACAAGUCAAUUUUAAAUUAUUUACUCUUAAACAGGAGAUUGCAGCCAAGGAAAAUGAAAUAGCUCGUAUGGAUACUCAAAUUCGAGAUGCAAAUGGAAAAAUUCAAGCAAAACAAACUCAAAUUAAUGCAGCUGACCAAUCUGUACAACAAAGUGAAAGAUUAGUUGCCGAUGCUCAAAAUGCAUUACAACGUGCUGAACAAGAAGUUGCAAAUGCUCAAUUAUGUUCAGGAUUAUUCGGAAGACGAAAACGAUUUCUUGGUAAUGUAUGGAAUUCAAUAGGAUCAGCUAUUAAUACAGCAGCUAAUGCAGUGGGAUCAGCAGCUACAACAGCAGUUGAUGCAGUAGGAUCAGCAGCUAAUACAGCAGCUGGUGCCAUAGGAUCAGCAGCUAAUACAGUAGCUGAUGCAGUCGUUGAUAAUGUAGUAAAACCAGUUUGUAGUGUUAUUAAUUUUCAACAAGUUGAUAAUGCAAGACGAAAUGUUGAAAAUAAGAAAAAUGAAUUGGCUUCAUUUAGAAAUCUAGUUCAAUCAUUAAGAAAUGAAUUCAACUCAUUACAAAAUGAUUUAACUAUAAAUAAAGCACAAUUAAAUAAUUUUAAUUCUCAAUUAAAUCAAUUAAAAAAUUCAUUAAUUUCACUACCAAGUGAAGAACAUAUGAUAAUAAUGAUCCAUCAAAAAUUAUCAGAUGUUGUUACUCAAAUCCGAACAUUAUUCAGUGGAUCAACAACAUUCCUUAAUGCAUUAUCAGGUGUUUUUGAUUCGGAAUCAAUUGUUAAACCAUUAAAUGCCGUUUAUGAUGAAUUACAAAAAAAUCAAUUUAUGGGACCAUUCAGUGUUGGUAAAAUAUCAAUAGAGCAAAUAAAUCAAGCUCAAAUAAAUUUACAAGCAUUAAUUGUCGCAGUACCUAAUAUGUUAAGCAAUAUGGGAGCUGUACGUUGCUCAAAAUAA